This is a messenger RNA of Xiphias gladius (swordfish), 4055 nucleotides long. It is a transcript of the gene vstm2b, whose product is annotated as V-set and transmembrane domain containing 2B. The coding region runs from base 44 to 997 and encodes 317 amino acids. NCBI's taxonomy places the organism in Eukaryota, Metazoa, Chordata, Actinopteri, Istiophoriformes, Xiphiidae. The record is from RefSeq and is a predicted model, not a curated record. The transcript is spliced from 5 exons.
ACCGUCUAAUGUCCGUGCUGAGUGUGACGAUCCUUACUGUGACAUGGAAAAAACGGGACUCUACAGCCUCCUUUAUUACUUCAUUCUCAAUUCGCCCUUAAUGAUUUGUGCAAAUGCUGCAUUCACUGAAGUCCCUAAAGAUGUGACUGUGGGGGAGGGAGAAGAUGUGGAGAUGCCCUGCGCAUUUAAGGCUGUCAGCUCAGCACCCAUGUCUUUGGAGAUCCAGUGGUGGUACCUGAAGGAGGAUCUGCCUAAAGAACUGCCUCAUGAGCUACAGAUCAGCGCCCCAGUCAACAGAGCCAAGGUCCCUCAAAGGGAAGCCACAAAAAUAAGUACUGUGCGUGUUCAGGGCAAUGCCAUCUCCCACCGCCUAAGCCUGUCCAAGGUGAAGAAGGAAGACGGGGGGGUGUACGAGUGCCGUGUGUCUGAUCUGUGGGCUGAUGAGACUCAGGAAUUUACGGUCCAUGCCACGCUGCACAUCAUGCAGCAUGGUGACGGCAUGGUGGCUGAGGAGGCUGUGUCACACAUCCAGAACCGCUGGCUGUUGAGGAAUGCCAACACAGCUCUGGAAGUGGACACAGCAGCAAGGGCCACCUCAGAGCCCGGCCAAGGCCUGGCGGGAGGACCGAGGUUAGGGCAGGGGAAGCAACGGGUGCGUCAGGAGGCUCAGCCCGGCCUCCUCCCUUCCAUCUCGUCCACCACCACCACCUCGGUGGCAAAGUCGUCAGCCUCACCACUGCCAGGGAAAGCGACCAUCCUCUGGCAGCAGCAUGGAGCUGAGUUGGCUUCAGCUACAACAAGACCAGCAACACCUGGAGAGACACCAACUGGGGAAUACACAUCCACCAGGUUAUUCUUCCUCCUGACACAGAUUCCAAAGACAAGGCUUAUAUCUUAUCACAAGUUGGCUACAAUGAUGCAGACUUUACGUGAUUGGAUGCCAAGGGUAAAGCUGGCAUAUUUCUCCUCCACUGAUCAACAACACUGGCAGCUUUGAGACACACUAAUAGAUUUCGUGGAGGUAGGUUUCACACUGUGCAGGUUUUUUUGGGGAAUUGUAAUUGGAUUAUUAGAAGUUCAUGGGUUUUAAAUGUGGGUAACCUGAAUGAACUCUUGACAGGUGGGCAGUGAUGUAAUUCUGAUGGGCUGGUCCCUACACUCCUCCCCCCCUAGCAAAAGCCGGCCAAAGGUAAGGCGCUGUAGUUGUCCCAAAAAUGUCUGUUUCUCAGAAUUACAUCCCAAGGCUUUGAUUAAGGUGUUCUUGACUUAUGACUGGAUUUAGUGUCUGAGUUAGAGGAGCUGUCAUGCUGAUAAGCCUGUUGUCCCCCCACAGAUCCUUUUGCCCACCCUCCGCUGGGACAGAACAUAUCAUGUCUGAGAAGCCAAUGAAGUCCUCCCCAUCAAAGUCCAAAUUCGAGAUCUCCAGAACAUACUUGUGCUCCUGUUCCUGCAGGUCUUGAGCGUUUUGGUAGCAGGGUUUCAGGCGAGAAAUGUGGACAACUUUUAAGUCCUGGCCAGAAUACUCCAAAACCACUUUGUAGUUCACCGGCCCAACUUGCUAUCCGAUAUGGCCCUUGCCAUUCGGGGGCUAAUUUUGCAUUUAUGGACUUCUCCACUUUGGAGAGGGGAUGGGCUUGUACCAAGACUCUUAGUUGUUCCCCAAACUCCAUGUCUCGUCUGAGUUUAUCAUAGUUCCUUUUCUGACAAUGUCAUGCAGAAUCCAGGUUUUUGGAAACAAAGGAACAGAGAUCAUCCAGGUGUGCAAUCAUGGUCUAGGCAGGGGUGUUAGGAGUAGGCUCUUGAGGUUGCAGCAACAAAUGUCUGAGAUCCAGAUCUGCAGGGGAAACUCCAGUGGACUUCUGGACCACCGAGUUAGUAAACCAGUACUCUGGGAGGUAUUUAUUCCAAUACUUAUUCUGGUUUCCAACAUAUGAUGCAAUCAUGGUUUUUGAAAUACGGUUCAAUCCCUCUGUGAAGUUGGUCAGGGGAUGAUAGGCAGAGGUUAAUUUGUGUCCCACGUUCCAAGUUUGGCACAUCGUUUGAAAGGUUAAGGAAAUUAACUGUUUCCCAUGAUCUGAAAGAAUGAAAUCAGGAAGGGCCCAUGGGGUCGAGAUGUCCUUCACCAGGAGUUGAUAUAGUUUUUGCAGUUGCUUUUCUCAAAGUUCCACCCAUCUGGAGUGAUAUUCCACAUACCAGUAGGUAAACAUUUUUUGGGAGCUCUUUGGAAAUGGACCCAUUAAAUCCAUCCCAAGCAUUUCCCAGGUGUGUUGGACCAGACUUUGCUGGAGAUUUGUCACCAAUUUUCAGGUUUAUACAACUGACACUUGGCAAUUCUGAACACGUUGUUUGACAUCCCAGCUCAUCUUUGGCCAAUAGACCAGGUGUUGCAGUCUCUGGUAGUGCUCACACUGAGUACAGGUCCUGGCAUUCAAAGUCUACCUGCUAGGCCUUCCACAUGGCUUUGAUGGAGAAAGGAAGCUCUUUUGAUGGUCCAGAGGAAGCAGAAAUUAUGGUAAAACGCAAGUAUGGAGGGCUGAUCUCCUGUAGGGGCUCAGGAGCGGGCAGUGAUGAGAGGAAUGAUCUGUUAACACAGUGCAAAGGUGACCGUCCAGAUAGGUGCUCCACUCCUCCAAUGCCCAAACAGCAGCCAAGCAUUCCAACAUGUUGGCAACAUAAUUACUCUCAGCUGGAUUCAAGUCAUGGCUGGCAAAUGUGAGGACUUCCUCAGUUCCAAGGUCUGCUUUCUGAACCAGUAUUGCCCCAAGCCCUAUCCCGCUGGCAACGGUAUAGACCACAACAGGAGCUGUGAAGUUUGGGUGACAUAGGACAGGUAGGUUUAUCAGAUGUUCUUUAAGCAUAUCAAAAUCAGCUUGGCAAGCAGGUUACCAGAAGAACUUUGCUCUUCAUUUCUUUAAGGCAUUUAGUGGCUCAACAAUCUGUAAGAAGUUGGGAACCUGACUCUGCCAUGCCCAGGAACCUCUGUAAGGCUUUCAGGUUGGUGGGGACUGAGAAGUUGCGCAAAGCCUUAGUUUCAUACAGGUCAACAUGAACCCCGGCUGCAGACACAAUAUGUCCCAGAAAUUUCAGACAUGUCCUAAGCAGUUUACUGUCAAGGACAGCUUGGACAUCAUAGAAAUGCUGUUCCCAGGACUGGGAUAAAAUUAUGUUGUCAUCCAGGCACGUCACGGGGGCAUUCUUCAGUCCAAACAGCAUGGCUUAAGACUGGAACCUCACGGGGGCAUUCUUCAGUCCAAACAGCAUGGCUUAAAACUGAAACUGACCCAGAGGGCAGAUGAGGCUGUGAUUUCUCACACCUCAGAGUCCAUUUCCACCUGCCAAUAUCCUCUUAUUUAUGUCUACAGAAGAGAAGACAGCAGCACCUGAGAGACUAUCCAGUAUCUCCUGGAUUGUGGGAAUGGGAUAGGUAUCCGUGACUAUGUUUUCAUUCACUUUCCCGAAAUCUAAACACAACCUUGGUUUGCCAAGCUCCCUGGAAUCAGGACUACUGGAAAAGCCCAAGCAGAGCAAGGCAGUUCAGUUACAUCGUACUUCAGCAUGUCAUUAAUGACUUCCUUCAUCAUCUUCAGCUUAUGAGAGCAGGUACGAUAGGGAUUCUGCUGAAUGGGAAGUGGAUUUGUGAGAAAGGUCUGGUGCUUUGAUAGCUUAGUGCAUCCCACUUAUGCUGUACAAACAUCAGCAUUUUUGAGUAAAAGGGUCUCUAACUGGAUUUUCCAGGGUUCCUCCAGAUGAGACUCCUGGAUUGUCUUCUCAGUCUGUCUUCCAAAGUGGUCAGCGUAGGGAACAAUGCAGUAGCUGUUGGAGCUUCCACCGAAAAGAAAGCAGCAUAGUUGUUAGACUCUCCCUCCCUCAGAAGAGGAGAAAGUUUUUCCUUCGAAUUUUCCUGGAACCAGUACGCUCUUCCUGCAACAUCUUUCUGCAUACUGUAUAUUCUGCAUAUUUUAAGUAUUGCGAUUCUACAAGUAUUGUGAUUCAUAUUACAAUUUAUUGUGAUAUUUGUUUAGUUUUAACAGACCAUGAGAAAAAGGUGAAUCAUA